AUGGAUCUCAGAGCUCUUGUUUGCUUUAAUUAUGAAGAUGCAGACGACGCCAUCAAUACAAAUUCUGAUUCAAUCUCAAAGACCCAUAACUUUGAACAACAUGAAAUUGGUAAAUCAGGUUGUGACGAGCGCAAGUUGGCUGUCCCAACGAAAAAUGGAAUUGCUCUGCUUGAGAGUGGUAACGGCAUGAAGUUUAUGAUGUAUGGUUCUGAGAUUAAUGGUGACAUUAUAAGCAGUAGUUAUGCUAUAAGUGUUCGAUCGAAUGCCGAAGAGAAAAGUGAUGGUUACUUAGCCUUCUUCGAUGUCAAAGUUAAGAGAGCCACCAACCUUGCAGAUGUAGUUGAACAAGGUAGUAUAGGUGGUCUUUUUAUGAGCACUGAGGCUGUAAUUGAGACUAAACAAGAUAUGGGUCUUUCCAUUUGCCAAAUGGUUCGUCUUGACAGCUUCACUUACCGCUUUAGAGUGUUGAAAAUGGGUGAUUUUUCUGCUGGUUCACACUCUACAGAAAUUGAGAAUUUGAGAUUACUGAUGGGACUAAUGGACCUCCUUGGAUGA
Molecule: messenger RNA, 555 nt
Organism: Dovyalis caffra
Lineage: Eukaryota; Viridiplantae; Streptophyta; Magnoliopsida; Malpighiales; Salicaceae
Source: the annotation of a GenBank genome assembly